GAUCGGGGUGGCGGGAUGAGGCCGCUGUUGCCCCUGCGGCUCCGGCGGGCGGCGGCCGGGGCGCUCCCGCGCUGCUUCGGCAAGGCCCGGCGCGGGGGGUCCGCCUGGCGGCUCUCCAUCGAGGGCAACAUCGCUGUGGGCAAGUCCACUUUCUUAAGGCUGCUGGGAAAAACCUUUCCAGAAUGGCAAAUGGCUACAGAACCUGUGGCAAAAUGGCAAAAGGUUCAAGCUUCCAGUACCAGAGAGACCUCGUCUUCUCAGAACUUUGGCAACCUGCUUCAAAUGGUCUAUCAGGAGCCUUCUCGGUGGUCCUAUACGUUCCAGACAUACUCCUGCAUGAGUCGACUUAAGGCCCAGCUGGAGCCCCUUUCAGAGAAGCUGUUGAAGACCCCGGAUCCAGUGCAGAUUUUUGAGAGAUCUGUAUACAGUGAUAGGUACAUCUUUGCUAAGAAUCUCUUUGAGCUUGGCCACCUCACUGAGAUUGAAUGGACCAUUUACCAGGACUUGCACACCUUCCUCCUACAAGAGUUUGGGGAUCGAACUGCUCUGCAUGGCUUUCUGUAUCUCCAGGCAACUCCAGAGAAAUGUCUGGAGCGGUUGCACCGAAGGGGGAGGCCUGAGGAGAAGGCGAUCCAGCUGGAAUAUCUGGAGCAGCUUCACACUCAGCAUGAAAACUGGCUAGUAAAGAAAACCACGGAAGUCCACUUUGAAAACCUAAGGAAUGCUCCAGUCUUUGUGCUUAAUGUCAAUCAUGAUUUUGAGGAUGACCCAGCAGAACAAGAAGAGCUCAUGAGGAAGCCAUCUGUUAUGUACUGUCCUAUCAGCUUGGACUGUUCCUGCAGCAAUAUCACCUUAUUCUCUGAUCCAAUUUCACCCCAUAAGCUAAUCAGUCAGGCGAGGUCAGCAAUUGGACAAGAGAUCUCCAGGUGCUUUGUAUGUAUGCUAGCUACUGUCUCCAGCAUCCUGGCUUGGUAUUAAGAGAUGCUGUGCUGCUAGAGGUGAUGACUUAUAGAUAAGACGUAAAACUAAAGGCCUGAUUGCUGUGAGAUCUUCAGUGUCACACUUCUUGAAAGGCAUAGUUUUCACCUCUUGGCCAAGUGCCAUAUCAGGUAAUAACAUGCUAUCUGUGUAAAUUCCCACUGAAGUUGCUGUUGGAUACGAUUUUCCAGUUUCCUUCCCUAAACCAUAGCAUUUUUGUAAGCUGUUAAACAACUGAUGGGUUUCACCCCAGAAAUACUGUAGGGAUAUUUAAAGGUUUAUAUUAAACAUGGUUUAUGUGAGAAAUGAUUUAUUGAUUUAUUGUUAAUACUUUAGAACUUAAGGUUUACACUUUAGAACUUAAGGUUUAUGUUAGAAGUAAAUUUGUAAUGAUUUAUUGUUAGAAAUAGCUGUGUCUGUGUGAAGCCAAAGAGAUACUUUGUAUAAAACUUGUUAAAUGUCAAUAGACUCUAAGCGUCUGUUCUCUAAGUGAAACUUUGUAGUGCUAAAUUGGUCAAUUGAUUCAGCGCGCAAGCCGUCAAUUGACCCUAUGCCUCAGGCAAAACUGUAUAAUUACUACAAAUAGAGACCCCCGCCUCUGUAAAUUCAUUUUUAUCUAAAGAUCAAGAGUGUAUGUGAAUGAGUGCCUAGUUU
Molecule: messenger RNA, 1632 nt
Organism: Gopherus evgoodei (Goodes thornscrub tortoise)
Lineage: Eukaryota; Metazoa; Chordata; Testudines; Testudinidae
Gene: DGUOK
Product: deoxyguanosine kinase
Exons: 7
Coding region: 16-978 (320 amino acids)
Biological process (GO): nucleobase-containing compound metabolic process
Cellular component (GO): cytoplasm; mitochondrion
Molecular function (GO): deoxyguanosine kinase activity; ATP binding
Source: RefSeq, a predicted model, not a curated record